Trypanosoma brucei brucei TREU927 is the source of this 999-nucleotide messenger RNA. Its product is annotated as sedoheptulose-1,7-bisphosphatase. Gene Ontology annotation, biological process: gluconeogenesis; fructose 1,6-bisphosphate metabolic process; sucrose biosynthetic process. Gene Ontology annotation, molecular function: fructose 1,6-bisphosphate 1-phosphatase activity. The transcript has a single exon. Lineage: Eukaryota; Euglenozoa; Kinetoplastea; Trypanosomatida; Trypanosomatidae. The record is from RefSeq and is a predicted model, not a curated record. Gene Ontology annotation, cellular component: cytoplasm. Bases 1 to 999 code for a protein of 332 amino acids.
AUGAUGCGACAAAAUCUGACAAGUGACUCAUUAAUUACAGACACACUCCGUAAGGCCGGUGUCCCGUGUGAUGUUGUUGGUAUUGUGGAGACUGUUGCCGGUGCAUGCCGUGCAAUCGCUGCUGGGCUUCGCAAUGACGGCGUGACGGCCGCCAAGAGUAAGAAUAACUUUGGUGAUGACGUCCUCUCCGUCGAUGUAAUGGCUGACAAAAUUAUAUCGGAGGCUCUCAACAGUUGCCAACAUGUGGCUUCUUAUGUUUCGGAAGAGUCCCCGUCAUUGGCUUCUACCGCGCAUAGCGGCAAGGCAACAUAUUCAGUUUCGUACGACCCACUGGAUGGUAGCAGCAUCAUCACCUCUAAUUUUACUGUCGGUUCUAUCUUUGCGGUGUGGCCUGGGAACACACCCAUCGGCCUUACCGUCCGUGAUAUGGCGGCAAGUGUUGUUGCUGUUUAUGGCCCGCGUGUGGUGCUUUUCGUGGGGCAGGAGGAGUUGGGAGUGGCAGAAUUCUUCUGUGGGGCGGAUGGGGAAUGGAAAUUGGCUAAGCGCGUGUGGGCGGGAGUUUGUACGCCGCGAACUGCCACCGUGACGGCAGCGGGACGUGGUGUUAAACUGAAGGCAACGGUGUUUUCCCCCGGUAACCUUCGCGCCGUCCGCCACUUACCGUGGUAUAAACAGCUGAUAACUAUGUAUAUGCAAGAAGGUGCCACAUUACGUUACACGGGUGGGAUGGUGCCGGAUGUGUGCCAAAUCAUUGUGAAGGGCGACGGCAUAUAUAUGACGCCAGCGAGUCCACAACAUAAGAUGAAGCUAAGGUUAUUGUUUGAAGCUGCACCAAUGGCGUUUCUCAUUCACUGCGCGGGCGGGCGUUCAACAACGGGGUUGACGAACAUGAUGAAUGUGCGUGUAGUGAGUAUGGAGCAAACGACGCCGAUUGCCCUUGGUUGUGCACGAGAUGUGGAGAGGUAUGAGCGCAUGUGUCGCGGGUGCAGCAAACUAUAG